AUGAGAGAGCGGACUCGACAAGAAUCACCAGGAGCCAACUCAACGAGCAGCAGCAUGCACUUACGAUAUCCGACAGAUCUAAACAGUGAUGAGGAUGACGGUUCGGAACUCCAAGAGAAACAUUUCUCGGCGCCAGGAGGUGAAACUGAACAAUAUCGUCAAGGUGGAGAUCGCCGGCAUCGUCAUAAAGAAAAGGACAACAAGGAACACAAGCACAGGACCAAGCAUCACAAGGAAGAGAAGAGGCACAAGAAAAAAAAGAAAAUAGUAAAAAGUGACAACAACAACACAGGGUUCGAAAGCAUAUCAAUUAUUGAGACGGAUGAAGAUAUUAGCGAGGAAUCAGAAGAAUCAGAUGAGGAUACUGAGGAUAUCAGUUUUGAAGACAGCAGUGAGGAGAACGACGAUAAAAUCUCAGAAAAUGAAUCAACAAAAGAUGCAACCGAUAUAGAUGAAUGUACUUAUGCCACAGAUAAGUACACAGAGGAAAGUCAAGCAACAGGGACAGGUUCUUCCACGGCAGUCCCCUCUGUAUCAACAAAAGCACAGAAAGAAGGAGGUCGCGAAACAACAACUACAGCUCCUCACACGAAGGGAACUCCAACAAACAAAACGACAGGACAAGAACCUCAAACACCCACACUGAAGGCACCCGGGAAGGAAGAGGGAACCACACCUCCAACACUUCCACCACACGUAGCAGAGGAAAGUCAAGCAACAGGGACAGGUUCUUCCACGGCAGUCCCCUCUGUAUCAACAAAAGCACAGAAAGAAGGAGGUCGCGAAACAACAACUACAGCUCCUCACACGAAGGGAACUCCAACAAACAAAACGACAGGACAAGAACCUCAAACACCCACACUGAAGGCACCCGGGAAGGAAGAGGGAACCACACCUCCAACACUUCCACCACACGUAGCAGAGGAAAGUCAAGCAACAGGGACAGGUUCUUCCACGGCAGUCCCCUCUCUAUCAACAAAAGCACAGAAAGAAGGAGGUCGCGAAACAACAACUACAGCUCCUCACACGAAGGGAACUCCAACAAACAAAACGACAGGACAAGAACCUCAAACACCCACACUGAAGGCACCCGGGAAGGAAGAGGGAACCACACCUCCAACACUUCCACCACACGUAGCAGAGGAAAGUCAAGCAACAGGGACAGGUUCUUCCACGGCAGUCCCCUCUCUAUCAACAAAAGCACAGAAAGAAGGAGGUCGCGAAACAACAACUACAGCUCCUCACACGAAGGGAACUCCAACAAACAAAACGACAGGACAAGAACCUCAAACACCCACACUGAAGGCACCCGGGAAGGAAGAGGGAACCACACCUCCAACACUUCCACCACACGUAGCAGAGGAAAGUCAAGCAACAGGGACAGGUUCUUCCACGGCAGUCCCCUCUCUAUCAACAAAAGCACAGAAAGAAGGAGGUCGCGAAACAACAACUACAGCUCCUCACACGAAGGGAACUCCAACAAACAAAACGACAGGACAAGAACCUCAAACACCCACACUGAAGGCACCCGGGAAGGAAGAGGGAACCACACCUCCAACACUUCCACCACACGUAGCAGAGGAAAGUCAAGCAACAGGGACAGGUUCUUCCACGGCAGUCCCCUCUCUAUCAACAAAAGCACAGAAAGAAGGAGGUCGCGAAACAACAACUACAGCUCCUCACACGAAGGGAACUCCAACAAACAAAACGACAGGACAAGAACCUCAAACACCCACACUGAAGGCACCCGGGAAGGAAGAGGGAACCACACCUCCAACACUUCCACCACACGUAGCAGAGGAAAGUCAAGCAACAGGGACAGGUUCUUCCACGGCAGUCCCCUCUGUAUCAACAAAAGCACAGAAAGAAGUAGGUCGUGAAAAAACAACUACAGCUCCUCACACGAAGGGAACUCCAACAAACAAAACGACAGGACAAGAACCUCAAACACCCACACUGAAGGCACCCGGGAAGGAAGAAGGAACCACACCUCCAACACUUCCACCACACGUAACAGAGGAAAGUCAAGCAACAGGGACAGGUUCUUCCACGGCAGUACCCUCUGUAUCAACAAAAGCACAGAAAGAAGUAGGUCGUGAAAAAUCAACUACAGCUCCUCACACGAAGGGAACUCCAACAAACAAAACGAUAGGACAAGAACCUCAAACACCCACACUGAAGCCACCCGGGAAGGAAGAAGGAACCACACCUCCAACACUUCCACCACACGUAACAGAGGAAAGUCAAGCAACAGGGACAGGUUCUUCCACGGCAGUACCCUCUGUAUCAACAAAAGCACAGAAAGAAGUAGGUCGUGAAAAAACAACUACAGCUCCUCACACGAAGGGAACUCCAACAAACAAAACGACAGGACAAGAACCUCAAACACCCACACUGAAGGCACCCGGGAAGGAAGAAGGAACCACACCUCCAACACUUCCACCACACGUAACAGAGGAAAGUCAAGCAACAGGGACAGGUUCUUCCACGGCAGUACCCUCUGUAUCAACAAAAGCACAGAAAGAAGUAGGUCGUGAAAAAUCAACUACAGCUCCUCACACGAAGGGAACUCCAACAAACAAAACGAUAGGACAAGAACCUCAAACACCCACACUGAAGCCACCCGGGAAGGAAGAAGGAACCACAGCUACAAUACCCCAAGAACGACACAAAAGGAAGAGAUUACGAAGAAGCUGUGGUACGUCAUGCGAACAUAAAAUCAGGAGACGACGCGAGACAAAAAUCACGAUUACUGUGGUGGAGGAAGAAACAUAUAAAAGGGGAUCGAUAUCGCGUACAAACAAUUCAGCUUCACGAUUUGAGAACGAAACGGUGAGUUCCCGAGAGAAAAUGUGGAACGCAGAAGAAAAUUCCGUUAACUCCUCAAAUAACGAAGUUCAUGAUGAUGCUAGUAAUCACGCGAAACAUGGCGAUGUCGAACAAUCCAAUGGCAGCGAUACCGAAAUAUCGGAGGAUGAUCAGCUGACUAAUAGCACACACAAUGGGACCGACAUGCAACGAUCUGUGCCCUGCAGAAAAGAUGUCCGCAUUUCAGUCGCCGUCAACAUCGAAUCCAAAAUUGAGGAAGAAGAUAACAUGACGGGUAUAACUCAGCAUCGAGACAACGCCACGUUCAUUUCGCCGGCUUUUCAGAGUAAUCGCACGCAUGAAAUUUACCUCAGAAAGCUUAACAGGCGCCAGAAAAGAGCACGCAGAGUUCUCCAUAAGCAUUUGAGGAUUAACGACACUGAAAUCUUAAUCACUUAUGGAGGCCUCCAAGAAGGAGACAACGGGACACAGCAUCACCACAGCCGUGGCAAAAAGAAUGGAAAGAUUUCUUCAGCCGAGGAUGAUGAAGGUGCUAGUGAAGAAACCAGCGAGAGCGAGGAUCCUGGUGAAGAUGUUGGCAGCCUCUACGUGAAAUUCAUUACAAAAUGGAUUGAAAUAGCCAUUAGCAGAGCCCAGGCCCAUUGGAAUGCCGGUGCAAGCGAACGCAAUGCUACGAGUACGUAGAGCUCAGCCGACGGAUUCUGUGUAUUUCAAAAUAAAUCUAUAUGGAGGAUUU
Molecule: messenger RNA, 3565 nt
Organism: Ornithodoros turicata
Lineage: Eukaryota; Metazoa; Arthropoda; Arachnida; Ixodida; Argasidae
Product: mucin-2-like
Exons: 3
Coding region: 1-3513 (1170 amino acids)
Source: RefSeq, a predicted model, not a curated record